CCGUGUCACCAUGUCCCUCCUGCGCCCGCUGCUGCUGGCCCUGGCCCUGGUGGCUGUGCCGGGUGCCCAGGGGGCCUGCCCGGUGCCGGCCGACCUCAAGCGCGAGGAUGGGACUCGCACCUGCGCCAAGCUCUACGACAAGAGCGACCCCUACUACGACAACUGCUGCCGGGGCGCCGAGCUCUCGGUGGAGCCGGGCGCCGACCUGCCCUUCCUGCCCUCGGACUGGGCCAACACGGCGUCCUCGCUGGUGGUGGCGCCGCGCUGCGAGCUCACCGUGUGGUCCCGCGCGGGCAAGGCCGGCAAGACGCGCAAGUUCUCCUCGGGCUCCUACCCGCGCCUGGAGGAGCUGCGCCGGGGGAUCUUCGGGGACUGGUCCAACGCCAUCUCCGCGCUGUACUGCAGGUGCCCGCGCCCCGGGGCCGCCCCAGCCGCCCCCCAGAGACACCAGUCCUGGGUGUCCCCAAGUCCAAGGUCCCCCGGCACCUCACCCCAGCCUGGGCCAGGCAGCCCCCGCCCCUUGGGUCCCUCAGCUCCCUAA
Urocitellus parryii (Arctic ground squirrel) is the source of this 541-nucleotide messenger RNA. It is a transcript of the gene Sycn, whose product is annotated as syncollin. NCBI's taxonomy places the organism in Eukaryota, Metazoa, Chordata, Mammalia, Rodentia, Sciuridae. Gene Ontology annotation, cellular component: secretory granule membrane. The record is from RefSeq and is a predicted model, not a curated record. Gene Ontology annotation, biological process: exocytosis.